AUGUUCGGGGGCGUCGUCGCGACGGUGAGAGGAGACGCGGAGGCGUUCGGGGGAUACGAUUUCUUCUCGAGAUAUUUCCGGCCUUGGGACGGGGUUCCCGAGGACUUCGUAACCGGUUCUUCUCACACGGUCCUGGCGCCGUAUUGGUCGGAGCAGCUGAAGGGGAAAAAGGAGAUGUACGCGUAUCAGUGCUCGAAGCGAGGCGGGGAACUGAGCCUCAGAGUUCGGGGAUCCCGAGUGGAAAUCGGGGGGAACUUCCACGUCGUCGUCAAGGGCGCCAUCCAUCUCUGA
Molecule: messenger RNA, 291 nt
Organism: Darwinula stevensoni
Lineage: Eukaryota; Metazoa; Arthropoda; Ostracoda; Podocopida; Darwinulidae
Source: the annotation of a GenBank genome assembly